Molecule: messenger RNA, 954 nt
Organism: Trematosphaeria pertusa
Lineage: Eukaryota; Fungi; Ascomycota; Dothideomycetes; Pleosporales; Trematosphaeriaceae
Exons: 3
Coding region: 1-954 (317 amino acids)
Source: RefSeq, a predicted model, not a curated record
AUGGAUCACCUUCAGCGCAUGAGUGAGCAAUGGAGGCAUCGACACGGACGGGCUCGUGUCGUAGCCCAAUACCACCAUCUUUACCGUCGAAACGAUGAGUUGCUUGUCAGCCAGCUUGCGACGCCAGUGGAUGAUGCGGUUGCAGAAGCAGAGGCGGCAGAGGCGAUACAAGCUCGCAUACGACCGGAAGUUGUGUUGCAGUGCGAUAAGAUGAAGAUUGAGGAGUUGCAAGCAGAAAUCGAGCAACUUCAGAACGAGAAAGUUGCUCGCGAAGAAACCGAGCAGCGGCUUCGCAGUACGUUUGAGGCCGAACGCGAUAAUGCCAUCCAGAAGGCGAAGGCAGACAUCGAGCAGCGCACGCGAGAGGCGUUGCAGACGGAAAGCGAGACGGCGAUCCAGAAAGCAAAGACUGAAGCGGAGCAAGAGCUCGGCAGGGUAUUUGAGAUACUCAAAACCGAGAAGGAUAUCCGGGAGAGCCUGGAGGCACAGUUCGGCAGAAGUCUUGCAGAGGUGAUACGUGAGACUAGAACACAGACCCGCGAAGAACUCGCGAAGACCCAUGCGGACGCUCUUCGGAAGCAAGAGCGAGACUUGCGCCAAGAGUACAGUGCGCGAUAUGCCAGAGCCUUCCAGAAGAGGAAGCAGGUGAACGAGAGGAUCAGGGAGCUUCUUAAUGAAGAGACUCUGGAGCAGGAAGCAGCUGCUCCUCGGGUCCAGCAAAGAUUACUGGCUAGCAGAGGGUCUGAAGAUCUCACAGACCAAGACCAGAGAGAACAUACCGAGCUUCAAGUACCGCGAGGCUCAGAUACCCUUAGAGCACACCUCCAAGGACUUACGGAGGGUAGCCAGUUCGGUGAGCAACUGGAGAAUGGCGACGAAGGCUGGCAAGCGCACCAGCAACGAGGAGAUGGAGCAGACGCCGCCGACCAGACUCGGGUCAGCCCAGCAAUAUAG